AGUUUAUUAAAGAAGUUAUUUAAAUAGUUCAGAAAACAUAUUUCGUUCAUAUUCAUCUCUUGGCUGCUGCGAACAUGGAGGGAGGGGAAGAAAAAAAAAAAAAAAAGGAAAAAGUCCCGUCCACGCGCUUCGUGACAAACUACAGAAAAAGGUGUGUCACCUGUGUGACGUCACGCCGUACCUGAGUUUCGGUGAGCAGGAAGAGGAGGAGAAGGGAGGUCGAGAGAAAAACAUCAGCUCGCCUAAAGUUCUCGCAGUCAGGAUGUCCGUCACGCCUCGCCGUGUCCGCCUGAAGCCCUGGCUCGUGGCUCAGGUGGACUCCGGACGGUACCCGGAUCUGGUGUGGAUGGACCGGGAGUCCAUGCGCUUUAGGAUCCCAUGGAAACACGCCACGCGACACACACCCCAGCAUGAGGAUGAGGACACCAUAUUCAAGGCAUGGGCCGUGGAGACCGGGAAGUUCCAGGAGGGAGUUGAUGAACCUGAUCCCGCCAAGUGGAAAGCCCAACUUCGAUGUGCCCUAAACAAAAGCCGGGAGUUUAAACUCAUCUAUGAUGGCACCAAAGAGGUCCCUAUGAAUCCCCUGAAGAUCUACGAUGUCUGCGACAUCCCACAGUCUCACAGUAACCAAGCCCCUUCAGAUGCUGGUUCUCAGACUCCAUAUGACGAGGAUCUUGGUGAGGAAGAUAUUCCAGAUACACCAGAGUCUCUUCCUCCUUAUCCAUCCAGUGACACCAGUCCUUCUCCACAUAUAAUGUGGUCUCCGAUGGGUUCAGAUUCGUCCAUUCAGCCUCCUAGCUGCCCUCCUUCGAACGAGGUGUGGGUCAAAGAGGAGCCUGUUCACAUCUGGCCGAAAGAGGAGCCAACAGAUGUGGAGAUGCAGCCCACUCCCAUGGUUGACCAGCCCACUGUUCCUCUUCCUGACUCCACUCUGCAGCCGGCUCCUCUAACCGACGCCUUCUUUGCCUCCCCAGAAAUGUGGAUCAGUUCCCUCCCAAUGACGGACCUGGAGGUGCAGUUCCUGUACAGAGGGAAGGAGAUGUGUCCCACCAUGACUGUGAGCAACCCACAGGGCUGCAGGUUGUUCUACGGGGACCUCGGACCCAUGGUCAACCAAGAGGAGCUGUUCGGGCCUGUGAACCUUGAACAGUUGCGCUUCCCGACCACUGAGCACAUUACCAACGACAAGCAGAGGAUCUUCACGAACCGCCUGCUGGAUGUCAUGGACCGAGGCCUGAUCUUGGAGGUCAGUGGUCACGAUAUCUACGCGGUCCGUCUCUGCCAGUGUAAGGUGUACUGGUCCGGCCCCUGUGCGCCGAACCCAGCUGCACCAAAUCUUAUUGAACGGCAAAGGAAGGUCAAACUCUUCUGUCUGGAGUCUUUUCUAAGUGGUGUGAUAGCUCAUCAGCGUGGUCAGACUCCGAGCCCUCCUCAGUAUGAAAUCGGUCUGUGUUUCGGGGAGGAGUGGCCCGACGGAAGACCAAGGGAGAGAAAACUCAUCAUGGUCCAGAUCAUUCCUGUGGUGGCUCGAAUGAUAACGGAGAUAUUUUCUGGAGACAACACCCGGUCAUUUGACAGCGGCAGCGUUCGCCUGCAAAUUUCAAUCCCAGAUAUAAAAGACAAUAUAGUGACCCACCUAAAGCAGCUGUACAGCCUGCUGCAGAACCACCAGGGUCAAGAGGGCUGGGCUUUACCCCCAGGUCCAGGUCUGAACAUCGCCCAGGCUCUGCAGUCUCAGUGA
Messenger RNA from Nematolebias whitei (Rio pearlfish), 1741 nucleotides. It is a transcript of the gene irf6, whose product is annotated as interferon regulatory factor 6. Gene Ontology annotation, molecular function: RNA polymerase II cis-regulatory region sequence-specific DNA binding; protein binding; DNA-binding transcription factor activity, RNA polymerase II-specific. Bases 263 to 1741 code for a protein of 492 amino acids. The transcript is spliced from 8 exons. Gene Ontology annotation, biological process: immune system process; regulation of transcription by RNA polymerase II. The record is from RefSeq and is a predicted model, not a curated record. Gene Ontology annotation, cellular component: nucleus. Lineage: Eukaryota; Metazoa; Chordata; Actinopteri; Cyprinodontiformes; Rivulidae.